CAGCACUCGGCGAGCCACCGCACCACACAGCCGCGCACCAGCGCACCUCCCAGCGCCGUCGCCGCACCCUCGCCCCGGCACCACCGCCCUCCCAGACGACAGCAUGGCGACCGAGGCGCCCCCGCCCGAAGUCGCUCAGCCCGCGCCCGAGCCCGCCGCCGACGCGAAGCCGCCCGUGAAGCGGUCGUGGAGGCGCAAGUACCGCAAGAUGCGCAUCCGCUUCGACAACGCGAUGCAGCAGAGCAGCGCGCUGAUCAUGGAGGAGUGGAAGGCCAUGGGCGUCGCGCGCCGCCUGCAGGCCGAGAACGACCAGCUGCUCGACGCCCUGCUGGACUUCAACAACCAGCCACGCGUGCCGCCGCGCCAGCGCUUCGACCUCGCCGGCGCGAGUGCCGCGAGUGCAGCAGGUGCAGCCAGCGCCGACCCCGCCCACCCGCCCGCGCCUCAGCCUGCGACACUUGGCCUCAGCAGCGCCGCCAGCGCCGACCAGCACGCCCCGCCUGCCGCGCACGCCGCCGCCCCGCCUGCCCUGCCGCGCUCGCUCGCCAGCCUCGAGGCCACCGUCCCCCACACCGCCGUCGCCGCCGUCGCCGCCCUCCCCGACGGCAUCGACCUCAGCGAGCACGCGCCGGGCUACAUGUCCACCCAGCACGAGGAGGACUAUUUGCUCGCCCUCGACCAGCUGCUCGACGACCCGGCCUUCGAGCCUGCCACCUCGCACCACCGCACAUUCCACCUCGGCCCCUCGCAGCCGCCCCUGAGCGAGAAGGACCUCACCAUCCGCAACCCGGACAGCGUCUACAACUGGCUGCGUAAGAACCAGCCGCAGGUCUUCCUCCAGGACAAGGACGCCCCGCACCACGACAACGCCUCUGAAAAGGCUGCUCCCAAGGGCGCCAGCAAGAAGAGCCGCCCUUCGAACGUCGGAGGCGGCGGCGGCACCCCAGGCCCCAAGGACGACCAUGACGGCGAGGACUCUGCCGCGCCCGAGGGCAAAGCCAAGGGCAAGAAGAGUGCCGCCGACCCCGACGACACGGCCUACCGGCCCAAGGGCGGCAGCAGUCGGCCCGCCAAGCGCAAGAGGGAUGCCGGUGAGGGCGAGGCUAAGGGUGCUCGCAAGAAGAACCGGCCUAGCACGGCAGCAGCGCCGCCCCAGGCAGGGUAGCUUGCUGUCAUGACACAUCUGCUUUGUAUUACUACAUGGGAAACCGGCGUACGUGGGUCUGAUAGAUACCCUUGGGACAUGCUUUACAGCUGCGGCUGCGCUGUAUAAUAGUCAUCGAUGUCAAAGGAACAUUGAACCGUGAGAAUCUGAAUAAUGCUAC
Molecule: messenger RNA, 1325 nt
Organism: Boeremia exigua
Lineage: Eukaryota; Fungi; Ascomycota; Dothideomycetes; Pleosporales; Didymellaceae
Product: IEC3 subunit of the Ino80 complex, chromatin re-modelling-domain-containing protein
Exons: 3
Coding region: 104-1165 (353 amino acids)
Biological process (GO): chromatin remodeling
Cellular component (GO): Ino80 complex; nucleus
Source: RefSeq, a predicted model, not a curated record